CUGAGGAAAAGAGAAUUUAAAAAAACGUUUUUUUACAAAAAUAUUGAUUUUGUAAAAUAAAUGUAUAUUAUGUCAUGACGAUUAUAUAAAGUGCACGGAAGCAAUUCACAAUCUCAUUUUAAAGACUAAACAUGCAAUGAACUUCUAUGAUGCGCUAAUAACACAUUCUCCCCGAGUGAUAAGUGUGUGAACCAUCUUAACAAACUUACCAUCACCCCACCAACACAAAACAUGAUUUCGAAAUUUCUCCACUGCACCAGAAAACACACCAAAAGACUCGUUUCCCUUAUAAUACUUACUUCACUGAUUCUCAUCUCCAUUUAUACACGAGAAGAGACCAUCAAAAGCGAAAAUCAAGAGGCAGACAACUGGAUCGAGCAUCUGUGUCCAAAAUACACACACAGAGACACGUCUUCAGAACUCAAGUUGGAAUGGAGAGAACCGACAAAGGAUACGAUAUAUUUCACCGAAACUUCGUGUGGAAAGAGAUUCUAUGGUCGACAGGCUUGUGUGGUUGAGACGGCAGCCAGACAUCAUCCAGACAAAGCUUUAUUGAAACUCCCGAACGUCAAGAUGUCGUGGUUGGAUCUAAGCUCUCUGUAUGCGUUCGAACCCCUUAAAACGUGGCAUCUGACCCGCCGUUGGUUGAUGGCUGAAGACCGCGUGAGCAUCUUCGUCAGCGACUCCGCCCGCGUGGAGCUUCUGCGUCGCUUCGGAGGGACGUACCUCGACCUCGACGUGCUGGUGCUGCGCCCUCUGCCGACGCACACGGAUUUCAUAGGGCGCGUCGACCCCAAGCAGCUGAAUGGCGCCGUUAUGAGCUUUCGUCCUCACCAUCCUUAUGUUACGAACGUCGUGAACAUCCUCCCGAGGGUCCACGAUCCCUUCCAGUGUUGCACCAUAGGGCCCGAUCUCCUUACCAAGCAACUCCAUGCCCUCUGCCCCGAUAACUUCACCCUCCCAAAGUCCACGCAUGUCGACGCGUUCGAGACGUGUACAGACGUGACCGUGUACCCAAGCCCGGCCUUCUACCCUAUCUAUUGGCUGCCGGGCCCCGAGUACAUCCAGAGCAUAAUCGUCAUGGGGAAAGGUCUCGGGGAGAAAUUCAUGAAUGAGACGAAAGCCUACACGCUCCACCUGUACAAUUCUCUGUCGCAGAAGGACGUUAUUUAUCUAGGGGGCGAUUCGAUCUUGGAGACGAUAGCAAAAGCAUAUUGUCCCAACGUGUAUAAGACGUUGCUCACGCGGCACUUGGCACUCUGAGCAUGCAAGAAUCUUCGCUUUAUUCCGACUUUAUAUAAACUUGCUUCGGGUACCGGUGUGAGGGAGUUUUAAAUGUGCAAACCCAGUGUCAUGUAAAUAAAUAUUUGUGUGUCAUUUUGAUGUAUUUUCAUGAAGCCACAACCUUCUAUCAUCUGAUCAUGAGUCAUAUUUUACUUGAAAUCCCAAGUUUUGUAUUUCAUUUUAUCUUAGGCUUGUGUAAAUAUUUUUCUUUUUACUAUAUACAUUUAAUAGCAUGUACCUUUGAUUUG
This is a messenger RNA of Penaeus monodon (black tiger shrimp), 1532 nucleotides long. Its product is annotated as lactosylceramide 4-alpha-galactosyltransferase-like. The record is from RefSeq and is a predicted model, not a curated record. Lineage: Eukaryota; Metazoa; Arthropoda; Malacostraca; Decapoda; Penaeidae. The transcript has 5 exons. Gene Ontology annotation, biological process: glycosphingolipid biosynthetic process. Gene Ontology annotation, molecular function: hexosyltransferase activity. The coding region runs from base 232 to 1263 and encodes 343 amino acids.